Messenger RNA from Tachysurus vachellii, 1915 nucleotides. RefSeq names its product TATA box binding protein (gene tbp). The record is from RefSeq and is a predicted model, not a curated record. Gene Ontology annotation, molecular function: DNA binding; RNA polymerase II general transcription initiation factor activity. Gene Ontology annotation, biological process: DNA-templated transcription initiation. NCBI's taxonomy places the organism in Eukaryota, Metazoa, Chordata, Actinopteri, Siluriformes, Bagridae. Bases 171 to 1082 code for a protein of 303 amino acids. The transcript is spliced from 8 exons.
GCCGGAAGUAGUUCAGCGAGCAGGCGGAACUGGUUGUUAAGGUUCAUGUUUUUGCGCCUAGUCUGAGAAAGAUCUUAGUUACUGAAUGCUGUUGGACAUUUAAACACAGUCUCGGUCACAGUCUUACCUGUGCUGAUAUUUGUCUGCUGUUUGCUUCAUAACUGGACAACAUGGAGCAGAACAACAGCUUGCCUUCCUUCCCACAAAGCAUUGCAUCGCCUCAGGGGGCCAUGACACCUGGUCCGCCCAUCUUUAGCCCUAUGAUGCCAUAUGGUACAGGGCUUACACCACAACCAGUACAGAACACCAACAGCCUAUCAAUCUUAGAGGAGCAACAGAGGCAACAACAACAACAACAGCAGCAGGCAGCUUCCCAACAACAGGUUGGGAUAGUGGGAACAUCAGCCCAAACUCCUCAGCUGUAUCACUCACACGUGGUUUCUACCACCACAGCACUGCCAGGAAACACCCCACUUUACACAACCCCUCUAACCCCCAUGACCCCCAUCACUCCUGCCACACCUGCAUCAGAAAGCUCUGGCAUCGUCCCUCAACUUCAAAAUAUUGUAUCAACUGUGAACUUGGGAUGCAAACUUGACCUGAAGACAAUAGCACUGCGAGCUAGGAAUGCUGAGUACAAUCCUAAGCGUUUUGCUGCAGUCAUCAUGAGAAUACGAGAACCAAGAACAACUGCUCUGAUUUUCAGUUCAGGCAAAAUGGUCUGCACAGGAGCAAAGAGUGAGGAGCAGUCUCGUCUGGCCGCCAGAAAAUACGCAAGAGUAGUGCAGAAACUCGGUUUCCCUGCCAAAUUUCUAGACUUUAAGAUUCAGAACAUGGUUGGAAGUUGUGAUGUCAAGUUCCCAAUCCGACUGGAGGGCCUUGUUCUCACCCAUCAGCAGUUCAGCAGUUAUGAGCCAGAGUUAUUCCCUGGUUUAAUCUAUAGAAUGAUUAAGCCCAGAAUUGUGCUUUUAAUAUUUGUUUCAGGCAAAGUUGUACUCACAGGUGCAAAGGUGAGGGGUGAAAUCUAUGAAGCGUUUGAAAAUAUAUAUCCAAUCUUAAAAGGAUUCAGGAAAACCACAUAAUCCUUUUGACCUGCACCUUUUUUAUUGUACAUGCUUGAGAGAACGGAGUUUACUAGGACAUUUGUUCUCUUAGUUUUGUUUGUGUAAAUACUGUUUUAUUCAUGCAUAGUGAAUUAUUAUUUUUUUUAAUUCGGCUGAUUUGUGACUGCCAUAGACAGUUUCACCAGUCUUUUAAUGGUUUUACUAUCUGUGUUUUUAUUUUGUAUUUUUUUUUGUUUAAUUGUUCUUUUAAUCAUUAUUCACAUUCCUCCUUUGAGCAAGCAGGUUCUUUCAGUUUCCGACAAAGAUACAAGACAGUGUUGGGAAUAUUUAUCAGGAUUUAUGGAACUCUUAGUGUUAAUAAUGUCUGGAUCAGUUAAAGUUCAUUUGUCCCCCAUGGAAGUGCUGUGGUAAGAUGCACAGAUUAGUUGUAAAUGAAUCGAAGUGUCUGAUUUGCCAGGCUUAUUUUGAUAAAGCUAUGCAGUAUGUUAAGGACUGCUUGUGUAAUUUCAUUUUAAUUUACUGAAAUGUUGCAAGUCUUCCACCUAACCCUUAUAAUGAAUAUAAUUCACAACAUGUUAAUGUUGGCUUUCCAAACACACUGUGUCUAUUGAUAACCAAUAGUUUUGCUUUAUUGUUUGCUAAGUGCGUGUCACUUCUGCACAAGUCACUGUAGCCCCUAAUCUGUGAAUGAAGGGUAUGGAAUGGCUGGACUAUGGUUUAUAUAAUCAUUAUAUGGGUUGUAUUCAGCUCUUUUUAAGCACUGUUAAUGUAAGUGUGUUUUUUUUUUUUUGCAUCAGACUUUGAACCAAGCAAAUAAAUAUUUCUUGUGCAUUUAAUGUUCAUUUUGUAUA